AUGUCCAAUUAUUCAGAUUAAAUACUCUUAUCACUUUUAAAACUUGGAAGUAAAAUGGAUUCUAUAACAAUUAUUAAACGUUUUGGCAGAGGUGUCAUUGAUUAAUAGAGAUUUAUUGAAAUGAUGAAAGUACUUGAUGAUUAAAUUCCUAAAACAGAAGUUUAAAAUUUUUAUAUAUCAACUCUUAUAGAAUAUGAAGCAUCAGCUAUGUCAACCUAUAUUAUCAAUGAUUUACUUCGAAAAGCGAGUUUAUUAUUGGCAAAAUAGAAUAUUUAAAUAAGAAGUCCAAAUGAAAUUUUUCAUUAAAUUUCAAAAUCUCUAUAAGUUAAGAAUUAAGAUAUUGAAAGAAUUUUUUGUAUUUUUGACUCUGAUAAGGAUAAUUUUCUAAAUGAAAAAGAGUUUAGGACAUUUUUGGAAUAUUUUGUCCCAACUCUAUCUCCUGAUGAAUAUAUUAAAUUAAAAAAUACAAUACCUGCUUAAAAAGUUACUCUUUACAAUCUAAUGAGCUGGAUAUAAGAAAGUAAUUCAAUGAGAAACAGUAUUAAAGCAUUAUAAUAACCAAAAAAAAAUCCAUUAAAUUAAAAAAUAGACUAAAAAAGACCAAUUACUCAAGAUAAAUAGAGAGAUACUACACCAACUAGGAAACCUUAAUUACCUUAGAAACCAUCAUAAUAAUAAAAUAAUUAUGUAUAACCUAUAGUAGAAACACCGAAAAAGGAUUAGUAAGAAUAAUUGAAAUUACAAAUGCAAAAAUAAUAAUAAUAACAAUAAUAAUAGUAGUAAUAGCAAUAAUAAUAACAAUAAUAAUAAUAGCAAUAGCAAUAAUUAAAAUAGCAAUAAUAACAAUAAUAAUAAAAAUAGCAAUAAUAACAAUAAUAAUAAUAAUAACAAUAAUAACAAUAAUAAUUGUAAAUGCAAUAAUUGAAAAACCCUAUAAAAGAUUCUCCUUAAAGAAAAAUUAAUCCUAUUUUAGAAUCUAUAUUAUAUGAAGAUCCAUAGUAAGCCAAUAUUUUAAAAUCUGAUAUACAAUUUUAGAAUUACAUAAUUUUAGACUAUAAUAUACCAGGUGUUUAGGACUUUCUUAAUAAAUUUAAUGAUUUAUAUAGAUAGAAACAAAUUUUUACUGAUAAUGAAUUCCCAGCUAAUGUAUAGAGUUUAGGCUCAAAAUUAACACAAUUUUAAUGGAAGCGAAUAAAAGAUAUAUGGCCUACAUAUGAAGUUUUUGUUAAAGACGUAACCCAAUCUAGGUAUGGUUUAGGAAAAUGGAUAAGUCCAAAAGAUAUUUGUUAAGGGUAAUUGGGAGAUUGCUAUUUUCUAUCAGUUUUAAGUUCAAUGGCAUGUAGAUGGUAAUAAAAUUUACAAAUACUCUAGGCCUGACUUUUUAUUGGAUUUAUUUUUAACUUAAACAAAAAACCCAUGUGGUAUUUAUUCAGUUAGACUUUGCAUUGAUGGUGUUUGGAAAGCUAUUAUUCUUGAUGAUUAUAUUCCUACUUAAGGGAAUUAGCCUGCAUUUUCAUAAAGCCCAUCAAAAGAAAUCUGGGUUUUACUAAUGGAAAAAGCUUGGGCAAAAUCUUUUGGAUCUUAUUCAAAUAUCAUAUCUGGUGAUUCAAAAGAAGUCAUUCGUAGUCUAACUGGUGGACCAACAUGGAGCUUAAAAACUGAUUAGCCAGAUUUUAAAGAAUAAUUUAUAGGAAAUGUGUAAAGAAAAUGUUUAAUGACAACAGGAACAUUUUCUAAAACAAAUAAUUCAGAAAUUAUGGGUCUCAUAGCUGAUCAUGCAUAUUCUAUUUUAAAAAUUAGAACUAUUUAGCAUCCAUCCAAAGGAGAGGUUAUGCUAAUAAAACUGAGAAAUCCUUGGGGAAAAAAGGAAUGGAUAGGAGAAUGGAGUGAUGGUAGUUCAUCAUGGACUAAAGAAAUAAAAUAAUAAUUAAGAGUAUCUGAAAAAGCCGAGGAUGGAAUCUUUUAUAUGUCUUAUUAAGAUUUUAUUAACUAUUUUAAAACAAUCUAUGUUGGAUAUUUCUAAAAAAGCUAUAUAUAUAAUUCUUAAACAAUUGUAAGUAAAUCUAAUAAAUCUAUUUAUUUCAUUUUUAACAUUGAUGUAGCAGGUUAAUAUUAUUUUACUGCUUAAUAAAAAUCAUCAAGACAUUUUAAAGAAAAAUAUACAAAUUAUGAUUAUUCUUCUAUAAGAAUGAUUCUUGGUUCUUAAACGAAAUAAGGUUAUGUGUGGGAAUACGCAAAGUAAGAGCAAGAUUAAUAAGUAUAUGUAGGGGAGUUAUUAGAUAAAGGUCGUUAUGUUUUAUAAGUUAAAGUAAAGUGGUUAUUUUGGAAUGAAGAAAAAUUUGUUAUUAGCACUUAUGGACCAAAAGAAAUAAAAUUAAAAUAGAUUUAAAAAGAUCCAAUGUUUAUUAAGCAAAUUCUAUUGGAUUAAGCAAAGUAACAUCCUAAGAAAGAAUAAAGUGGAUGUCCAAAUCUUGAAAUAACAUCAGAUCUUCCUCUUAAAUAUGGGUAUUUUAAUUAUAUUUAUCUUAGGAUUGGUUAUGAAUAUUAUAAAAAUACUGGUAAUGAUGUUAUUUAAGUUAAAAGUACAUUUUCUAAAAUGGUUGGCUUAAAAUUAAAAAAGCCAGAAAGAGGAAAUCAAUAUUAAAUUACAUUAUAACCUAAUUCUGAAUAUUUAAUUGCAUAUACUAUAAAAGCAGAAGGAUUUUAAACAUAAUAAUCUAGGUCAUAUACAACAACAAAAAGAUGA
Messenger RNA from Paramecium primaurelia, 2746 nucleotides. NCBI's taxonomy places the organism in Eukaryota, Ciliophora, Oligohymenophorea, Peniculida, Parameciidae. The record is from the annotation of a GenBank genome assembly.